AUGGCGAUCGAAAAGUCUGCCGAUCAUUCCAACAUCGAGACCGUCCACGCCGACUCGGCCGAUGUUGCAGUUGAUCCCACGGCCAAAUCGGCUCUUGUGAGCGACAAUAUCUACGAGCAUGAACAGACUGUCCUGCAGGUUAUUCUCGGCCACCCAGUCUUGAUCUGGUGGUCGUUCUUCUUCAGCGUCAGUGCCAUUGGAUGGGGAUUUGACGCGCAGGUCAAUGGAGCAGUCCUCUCCAUCCCCUCUUUCCGACGCGACUUUGGUGAGCACUAUGACGGCGAUUUUGUCGUCCCUGCCCCCUGGCUGAGCGCUUUCAACUCGAUCUCCUCCGUCGGCCAGUUCUUUGGCGGGUUUCUUUGCAGCACUAUUGCCGACCGAGUCGGUCGAAGGCUGGCUCUCGCCGUUGGCGUGGUGAUCACCUGUGGAGGCAUCUUUGGAGAGAUGUUCUCUAUGGCGCGAGCGGCGUUCCUCAUCAGCAAACUGAUCCUAGGCGUUGGUCUGGGCUUUUACCUUACCAUCGGGCCCUUGUACUCUUCCGAAGUUUCGCCCGUUGUGCUGCGCGGUAUCACGACUGCCGGUGUGAAUCUCGGUAUAGUCAUUGGCCAGCUGCUCUCCAACGCGGCCAUUAGGGGCUUUGGUGAGCGAGGCGAUAGAUGGGCAUACCGGGGCCCAUUUGCGAUUCAAUUCUUCUUCGUCGCCAUCCUAGCUGUCGGGCUUCCCUUCUCCAUCGAAUCCCCCUGGUACCUCGUUCGCCGCAACAAGAUCGACGAGGCCCGAAACGCUCUACAGCGACUAUACGGCGCCGACACGAAUAUCGAGACAAAGCUCGUGGCCAUCCAGAUGACCGUGGCCCAGGAUCUCGCAGCCAAGGAGUCCAAGUGGUCCGACGCCGUCCGCGGCACGAACCUCCUGCGGACGCUGAUCUCCUGCGGCGUCUUCGUGUGCCAGCACCUGGUCGGCAUCAUCUUUGUCCUCGGGUUCUCCUCGUACUUCUUCCAGCUAGCCGGCCUGCCGACGGAGCGCUCAUUUGAUCUCGGCGUCGGCGUGACCGCCUGCGGCGUCGUGGGCACCGUCAUCUCCUGGACAAUCGUCAACCGCCUGGGCCGCCGCAUCAUCUUCAACUCCGGCAUGGCCAUCCUCAGCACGAUCAAUUUGCUCAUCGGGAUCCUCGACGUCGUCCCCACCAACGGCGCGAGCUGGACACAGGCCGCGCUGACCGUCGUCUGGGCCUUCUUCUACCAGGUCAGCAUCGGCGCCGUUGCCUUUGUGCUGCUCGGUGAAACCUCGUCCGCGUCACUACGAGCCAAGACAACCGCCGUGGCAACCGCAACGCAGUCCGUCUUCGGAAUCGUCAUGAACAUUGUGAUUCCGUACAUGGUGAACCCGGACGAGGCGAAUAUGCAGGGCAAGGUCGGAUUUGUCUUCGGCGGGCUCGGUGUGAUCGCCACCGUGCUGUGCUACUUGUAUAUUCCAGACUUGAAGGAUCGCACUUUCGAGGAGAUUGAUCUCAUGUUUGAGAACCGAGUGCAGCCGCGCAAGAUGGGCGCGUAUGUGAUCGAGCACUAG
This is a messenger RNA of Aspergillus fischeri NRRL 181, 1569 nucleotides long. RefSeq names its product putative MFS alpha-glucoside transporter. The record is from RefSeq and is a predicted model, not a curated record. Gene Ontology annotation, molecular function: carbohydrate:proton symporter activity. The transcript is spliced from 4 exons. NCBI's taxonomy places the organism in Eukaryota, Fungi, Ascomycota, Eurotiomycetes, Eurotiales, Aspergillaceae. The coding region runs from base 1 to 1569 and encodes 522 amino acids. Gene Ontology annotation, biological process: carbohydrate transport; transmembrane transport. Gene Ontology annotation, cellular component: membrane.